Messenger RNA from Pararge aegeria (speckled wood butterfly), 2030 nucleotides. RefSeq names its product ankyrin-1-like. Lineage: Eukaryota; Metazoa; Arthropoda; Insecta; Lepidoptera; Nymphalidae. Gene Ontology annotation, molecular function: protein binding. The record is from RefSeq and is a predicted model, not a curated record. The transcript is spliced from 3 exons. Bases 354 to 1952 code for a protein of 532 amino acids.
GUGUUUGUCUCUUCUUUGGUCUGAACUGUUAAAGGACUGCUGUCUGCUAGUGUUCUAGUGACAUUGACACUAACAUGUUACCUACAUAUCACAGAGUUUCUAAUGUAAACAAGAAAUUUGAAAAAUUUGAUUUUAUUUUUUCAUCAAAGAAUUAAUAAUAGCCAGCGAUUACAUAAGUUUUGAGUUUUUUAAUUUUAGUAUUAUAUACUUUUUGGAGUCUGUAUUACAGAAUACUGUACAGACUAGUGAACGUGAAUAAUUGUAUCCAGUUAAAUAAAACGAACGAAUUUACUUACAAUUUGGCGUCCGUUGGUUUCUUGCUUUAAUUUAUACUCUCUAAUAAAGAUUCAACUAUGGAUUUUAGUUCUCUCAAUCCAUUAUCAUCAAACCCGCUGAAUCUCGCAGCGCGGAACAACGAUGUCAAAAAGGUCGAAAAAUUACUCAAAAAAAUGAAUCCCAAUUGUGUAGAUAACAGAGGAUGGACUUGCCUUCACGAGGCUGCAGCUAGAGAUAGCUAUCAGAGCAUUUUACUCAUCCUAAAACACAAGGAUAUUAGGCCUAUGGCAGAGACUCACGAAGGUCACACGGCUUUGUACCUCGCAUGUCGAUAUAUGAGCUCAGUUCAGACAGUUCAAGCAUUACUAGAUAGUGUGCCUGACAUAGCAAACUAUGGGAGCACUGAAAAUGUGACGCCGCUACAUGUGUCAAGUGCUCAAGGUAGGCUUGAAGUAAUUCAGCUACUGAUUGAAUAUGGUGCAAUGUAUGAUGUGCAAGACUUUGAUGGAGACACACCUUUACACGAUGCAGCUCUUAGCACUCAGUAUGAAGCAGUAAACUUGCUGCUUCAUGUAGGUGCCAAUCCUGAAAUAAGGAACGAGGCGGACUAUACACCAUUUCACUUAGCAUGCUACAAGGGAUGUUUUCAAACUGUAAAGAAUUUAUAUCCAUUUAUAAACGAUAUCAAUCAAGUGACUGUAAAUGGUGAUAGCCCAUUAAUACUAGCAACGCAGGGGUGCAGUGACGAAAUUGUAAAAUUCUUACUGAAAAAUGGUGCUGAUCCACACAUAAAGAAUAAAUAUGGUGAUUUAGCAUUAGUCAUGGCAUUAAACAUGGGACACAGCUCCAGUUUCAAAAUUCUCCUAUCAGUUACUAGUUCCAGCAAAAUAGACCAAAACAUAAUUUUAUAUGCAUGUAAGCCACACUUCUUCAAAAUGGAAAUACUGGAAAGCCUGUUAACACAUGAUUUAGGGCCAGAAUUCUUUGAUUUUUUUGAACAAUUUCAUAUAACUCUAGAACAAUUUGGUGAAUUCAGACCUGCUUACCUCACUAAUGCACCAAUCAAUUCUUAUUUGAACAUAUGUGAAUAUAUAUACAAUCAAUCUCCUGAGAAGUUCAAAGAAUUUCUGUAUCUGUUCCUAUUGAGAGGACUAUUGGUAGAUGCAAUUGAUGUGAAUGAAUGCCCACCUUUGGUAUACAUUCAUUAUUGCAUGCACACUUUCUGCUUUGAAGAUGUAUUCAAAAUCCUUAGAGAACAUGGUUGUAAUGUAGACUAUUGUAGUAUGACAUGCUUCAAUAAAGAUAGGUACAUACCAGACGCAUUACUGGCAUCUCUCACGUCAGAUCCUGCAACACUGUUGGUAAUGUUACCACACAGUCUGUACUGCGAUCCAGAGUAUUUAUUAAAGUUUGCAUGUGUGAAUGGGGUCUUAGGAAGAAUACCACAAUAUGUACAGUAUCAAUUGAUGUCUAUGAUAGGUAUCAAUGACACUAGUCUAACUGCGGAAUCGUUACCAUACACGGCAUUACCGCUGAAGCAUCUGUGUCGACAAAGGAUAAGGUCAUCAAUAAGACAUUCCAGCAACAAAUGUUUGAAAUCCACAAAUCAAUUCUAUGAUAUUCUCAAUCUAAUUAAAAUACCUUUGAUAUUAAAAAACUAUUUACGUUUUGUUUAGACAAUGUUUCGUUGGUUAUUAUUUUUUGUUGUGAAAAUUAAGCUUAUUUUGCUAUAGGUACUCCGCGAAAAUCAAGAG